CCUGCCCAAAAAGGAUUACAGCCUCAUUGUUCUAAUACUAAUAAGGUAAAAAGGGAGUACGGUAUGCUAUACUCUCACAUUCCAACCCCUUCAAGGUAAAGCACAGAGUUUACUUGCGGAUAUAAGAUGCAAGCAAAAAGAGUACACAUGGGAAAAUAUUAGCUGCUUUAAACAUGACUAUGAAGAAAGGAAAAACUGAAAAAUAUAUGCAUUCUCCACAGAACUUUCCAGUGCUGCAUCGCUAACGAGUGGGUUUUCACUGUUGAGCAAGUGAACAACCACGCUAACAGCCUUCCUGCGUACGUGUGAUGCAACUUUCAGAGUAAAAGUAUUCUGUCGGUAAGCGUGUUUUGUGUACCAAGUUAUAUGAAGCUGAGAUGUACAGCUGCAAAGUUAGCUAAAAAGUUAGCACGCUAAUAGUGGCGGGCUUAUGUUAGCGUUCUAAUAGCGUAUUUCACGUACCAAGGUGUAUGACUGAGGUGUAUGGUGGCAAAGUUGGCAUGAUGAUGUUAGCAUGCUAACAGUUAACUUAGGUCAUGUACAAUUGCAUGGCUGUGUGUAUGGUGGCAAAAUUGGCUAAAAAAGUUAGCAUGCUGGUGUAGCUAACAUGUCAGGUACAGUUAGUUAUAUGUUAAAGGUGUAUUACGGCAAAAUUGGCAAAAACAAGUCAUUUUAACACUAGCAUGCUAACAGUUAACGUAUUUCAAGUACCAAGUUAAAUAAAACUGGUGUAAACGGUUGCAAAAUGAUCCAAAAAAAGUUUGCAUUUUAGAGUUGCGCUAACGUUCAAACAGUUAGCAAGUUAUAUGACUGAGGUGUAGCCAGAAAAAAAUGCCAUGCUAACAGUUACCAUAUGCCACGUGCAGUUAGGACUGCGUGCAUGACAGUAAAAUUGACUAAAAUAAGUUAGCACGUUACUAUUAGCAUGCUAAAAGUUAUAUGUCAAGUACAAAGUUAUAUGACUGGUGUAAGUGGAUGCAAAAUUAUUUUUAAAAAAAAGAGUUAGCAUGCUAAAAGUUAACAUGUCACAAACAGUUAAAUGACUGAAUGCGUAGCAGAAAAAAAAUUGGCUAAAAAGUUAGCAUGCUGAUGGAGCUAACAUAUGUCAGGUAUAGGUAUAUAUAUGACAGAGGUGCACGACGGCAAAAUUGGCUAAAAAUAGCAUGUUAACGUUGGCAUGCUUACAGAGUAUGUCAAGUACCAAGUUGUAUGACGUGAGGUGUAAACUGUCCAAAAAAAAGUUAGCAUGUUAAUGUUAACAUGCCAACAGUUAGCGUAUGUUGAGUACCAAGUUAUAUGGGUAGUGUAAACGGUUGCAAAACUAUCCAAAAACGUUAGUAUGCGUAAGUUAACAUGCCAAUAGUUAGCAUAUGUCGCGCGCCAAGUUAUAUGACUGAGGUUUAUAGCGGCAAAAUUGGCUCAAAAUGUUAGCAUGUUAACGUAUGUCAAGUACCAAGUUAUAUGGUUGGUGUAAACGGUUGCAAAAUUAUCCAAAAACGUUAGCAUGCGUACGUUAACAUGCCAACAGUUAGCAUAUGUCACGUGCCAAGUUAUAUGACUGAGGUUUAUAGCGGGAAAAUUGGCUCAAAAAGUUAGCAUGUUAACGUUAGCGUGCUAAAAGUUAACGUAUGUCAAGUACCAAGUUAUAUAGCUGGUGUAAAUGGGUGCAAAAUUAUCCAAAAAUGUUAGCAUGCUUAUGUUAACAUGCCAACCGUUAGCGUAUGUCAGGUACCAAGUUAUAUGACUGAGGAUUAUAGCGGCAAAAUUGGUUCAAAAAGUUAGCAUGUUAACGUUAGCGUGCUAAAACUUAACGUUUGUCAAGUACCAAGUUAUAUGGCUAUGUCAACAGUUGCAAAAUUAUACAAUAACGUUAGCAUGCGUACGUUAACAUGCCAACAGUUAACAUAUGUCACAUGCCAAGUUAUAUGACUGAGGUUUAUAGCAGCAAAAUUGGCUCAAAAAGUUAGCAUGUUAACGUUAGCGUGCUAAAAGUUAAUGUAUGUCGAGUACCAAGUUAUAUGGCUGGUGUAAACGGUUGCAAAAUUAUCCAAAAAUGUUAGCAUGCGUAUGUUAACAUGUCAACAGUAAGCAUAUGUCACGUGCCAAGUUAUAUGACUGAGGUUUAUAGCGGCAAAAUUGGCUCAAAAAGUUAGCAUGUUAAUGUUAGCGUGCUAAAUGUUAACGUAUGUCAAGUACCAAGUUUUAUGACCAGGUUGCAAAAUCAUCAAAAAGUUAGCAUGCUAAUGUUAGCAUUCUAGCAAUUGGCAUGUGUAACAUACCAAGUUAUAUGACUCAAGAUUAGUUUUAAAAAAUAAAUACAAAUUAGCGGAUGCUAACAUUAGCAUGAAUUGAUUACGUUGACCCUCGACGUAAACAAGUUGAACAACUUAUUUGGGUGUAACCAUUUAGUGGUCAAUUGUACGAAAUAUGUGCUGAACUGUGCAAUCUACUAAUAAAAGUUUCAAUCAAUCAAUCAAAAGAAUUCAUACAUUUUAUCAUUUGCGCAGAAUUUGACGUAGACGUUAAACAAAAAUCGAGUUUGACUGCGUGAAGAAGUGUCAGAGCAGGAAGUUGUUUACAAGAAAGAAGCAGCUCUUAUUUUGUGAGACAAAGGAAAUGGACUUCAGGUCUCGGUGGCACCGGACACGCCCACACCGUCGCCAUGGCGAUGGUAAAGCCGCUAUGUGCAUGACGUCACAGUCCGACAUGGAAUUAGCAAGGACGCCAUGUUGUUUUGACAAACAUGACGUCACAAACAGAUGUGUGGCCUUUUCUCCGCUAGGUGACCCCCCAUGUGACCUUUGACCCGUUGGUUAUAUUGUAAUCUUUCCUCCGCUGUCCACCAGCUUGGCGUCACUCUGUCGCCUUGGCAACCAGGCUCAGCCGCGUCGCUAUGGGAAACGGUCCUGAAUUGAGCCGUUGUUAGACACGCGCGCGGUUGUUGCGUGCGCGUGUCCGUGUGUGCGCGCCUGCGCGCGGCGGUCUAGACUAUACUGACCAAAUAACAACAAAGGCAGUAAAAUUGUGACCAAAAGUGUGACGUCAUAAAACUCAUAUCACACAAAAAUAGCGUCGUCCUCUUUGUGGAGGAUUUAAAAAAAUAUAUUUGAUCAUAUUCGAGUGAAUGAUAAGUGGCCUCUUUAAGAGAGCCCGGAAGUGUCCGCCUCAGGCAGGGGCGGGCACGCGGCGUCAGGUGUACGCGCAAAAAUGAGGAUGAUGUCAUUCCGCGCACGCGUCACCUGGGAGACGGGAGCGCGGAGACUUGGGAGAGGACUCCUUCCCCGCCAAACUGAAGGACUUUCGAGAGGAGGUCAAAGUUCAUCAGGCAGCAUGAAAGGGGUAUUCAUCAGCCAGCAUCAGCGCCCUUAAUAGUCUGGAAUCCGUUGGAGUUUUCUACCCCGCCGGAACUGGCUGCCUUUCGAAAUGGCCGCCUGGAUGCGACGGAGGCUCGGGAGCUGAUCCCCGCCGGGGUCGUGCGCAGCGGGGAGGCGGCCCGCCAUCCAUCAUGUCCUGGAAGAGGAACUACCCGGCGGCGGGCGUCUGCGCUGGCGCGGGGGCGGGCAUCAGCGCAGCAACUGGAGGCGUCACAGGUGGCGGGAUGCAGGGAAUGCUCACGCCUCGCACCGUGACCUCAAUCGCUCCCAGUAAAGGACUGAGCAACGAGCCGGGACAGAACAGCUGCUUCCUUAACAGUGCCCUGCAGGUCCUGUGGCACUUGGACAUUUUCCGCCGCAGUUUCAGGCAGCUGACGUCUCACAAGUGCAUGGAAGACUCGUGCAUCUUCUGCGCUCUGAAGAACAUCUUUGCUCAGUUCCAGUACAGCAGUGACACCGUGCUGCCCUCCGACGCCCUCCGAAGCGCCCUGGCUAAAACCUUCCAGGACGAGCAGAGGUUCCAGCUGGGCAUCAUGGACGACGCCGCCGAGUGCUUCGAGAACAUCCUGAUGAGGAUCCACUUCCACAUCGCCGACGAGUCCAAAGAAGACAUCUGCACUGCCAGACACUGCAUCCCUCACCAGAAGUUUGCCAUGACGCUCUAUGAACAAUGUGUGUGCAGCAGCUGCGGAGCAUCUUCAGACCCGCUACCCUUUAUUCAGAUGGUCCAUUAUAUCUCCACCACCUCGCUGUGCAACCAGGCGGUGAAAAUGCUGGAGUCCCGACAGAACGCCACCCCUGGAAUGUUUGGGGAGUUGCUGAGGAACGCUAGCAUGGGCGACCUGCGCAGUUGUCCUAGUCAAUGCGGCCAGCAGCUGAGGAUGGCUCGCGUCCUCCUCAACAGUCCAGAGAUCAUCACCAUCGGUCUGGUUUGGGACUCGGAGCACUCAAACCUGGCAGAGGACGUCAUCCACACGCUGGGCACCUGCCUGCACCUGGGAGACUUGUUCUACAGGGUGACGGAGGAGAAAGCUCGCCAGGCGGAGCUCUACCUAGUGGGCAUGGUGUGUUACUACGGCCGACACUACUCCACCUUCUUCUUCCAAACCAAAAUCCGACGCUGGAUGUACUUUGAUGACGCACACGUCAAGGAGAUCGGUCCCAAGUGGAAGGACGUGGUGUCGCGCUGCAUCAAGGGCCACUACCAGCCCCUCCUGCUGCUGUACGCCGACCCGCGCGGGACCCCCGUGUCGGCCCGGGAUCUGCAGCACAUCACCAAGGCGUGCUACGACAGCGAGGACUCGGGCCGCGAGCCGUCAAUCUCAAGCGACACUCGCACCGACUCUUCGACGGAGAGCACCUCGUCCCGGCAGCCCCCCCACUGGCAGCAUGACUCCCAGGCCUCCGCCGUCCGCCGGCCACGCCCCGACGGGCCGCGCCACGCCUCGCUCUGCAGCUUGGAUGCCGUAGGCAACGGGACGGACGCCGCUCCGCGGAAGGGAGGCGGGGCCAGAGACAGGAGGCGCCUCCGGCAAUCUAAAGCCGACCAGGGAGCCUCGUCAGCCGGUUACCACAGUGAGGGGGAGACGCUGAAGGAGCAGCAGGUUCCUCGCCAAGCCCCUCGGUCUUCUUCAGGCAACCUCCUGCGGGACUUCAAGGAGACCAUGAGCAGCAUCCUCCACAGCCGGCCCCUCUCCUCCUCCUCCACCGCCUCCCUGCCGGCCGCCGCCAUCGCCUCCGAAUCCAAAUCCGCCUCGUCGGGCAGGCCCCGGCCGGCGUGGAGGCCCCGCAGGGAGGCGCUGAACAUCGACAGCAUCUUCGCCAGGGAGAGGAGGAGCAGGCAGGCCGGCUACAGCCCGCUGGAGAGAGGUCUCGCCUCGGAGGACGGCGGCAGCGGAGCCGCCUACACGGCCAAUCGGGGGGCGGCGUCCGUCUCCUCCUGGACUCUCCCGGCAGGGGGCGGUAGAGAGCAGGCCCCGCCUCCCAGGCUCAUCCAGAGGAUGGAGAGCGGCUACGAGAGCAGCGAGAGGAACAGCGGCAGUCCCACCAGCCUGGAUCUCAGCCUGGGAGAAAGGAAGUGCGCGGCGAAGACGUCGCCCUCUUCGGGACCGCCAUGGAAGAACACGUGGCCCAAAGACCCCAGCUCCUCCGCCUCCAGGGCGAGCCCGGCGCCCCCCGCGGGCCGCAGCGAGCUGGACCAGCUGCAGGAGGAGGUGCUGAGGAGGGCGCGGGAGGAGGAGCGGCAGCGGCAGCAGGAGAAAGACAGGGAGGCGGCGCUCGGCUUCAACCCGCGACCCAGCAAGUACCUGGACCUGGACCAGCUGCAGAUCCAAGGUGAAGGUGACAAUCUGAAGCAGCGUCUGUCGGAGGCGGAGCUUCUGUUGGACCAAUCGGUGCGUCUGGAGCAGGCAGGCGAGGUCGCCGCCGCCCUGUCCGCCGUCAAUGACGCCGUGUCUAAGCUACGACCGGCAGGCAAGGGCGGAGCUACUCUCCACAGCCGGCUGCAGCGUUGCAUGAGGAGAGGUCGCAGCAUUCAGCAACGUCUGCAGCAUCUUCAUCCUCAUCAUCUUCAUCGUCAUGGCUCACCUGCGGAGGAACAGCCCAGUGAAGAGCCUGUCUCGCAGCAAGUACUCCUGACACUGGACAGCCAAUGGGCUUCCAGGCAGCACCAUCAGGGCCCGCCUCUUCCUCCUCCUCCCUGCCACGUUGCGCUGCUCUCUCCCCCGACGGCCUCAUCACCUGCCGGCUCCACCCACAACGCCACCGUAACCGCCGACAUGGCCCUGCCCCCCAGUGUCAACACGCCCGCACCUGUUGCCGCCGGGUCACUUCCUGCUCGGGGUACUUUGGAACAGACACACCUGGCAGGGUCCACCUCGCUGACACCGACCGAGGAGGUGGACACCGCCACCCGGUGGACCGGGACCCCAAUACAAACUCCGACCCACGGCUGGUCAAGUUCAGAAACCCCUGCGCCCAAUGCUGGCGCCAGGACUGAUCUGGUGGAGGCGGAGUCCUGUCACAUCCGACACACAGAAGCCACGCCCCCUACCAGGAGCUGUUCUUACCUACCUGAAGGCCGUGGCCUGAAAGCACCAAACACCUUGUCGCCCUCGUGCCCUCUGACCCCACCUGGCCACGCCUCUUCCUACCCAGAGGGCAGCAGAAGUGUGCUGCCGGUGGAGCGCUGGGCACAAAACAUCCGCAGAUACUACAGCUCACACAAUGCACCAGGGUACACUGACAGCUCCCACAAUGCACCUGGGCACACUGACAGCUCCCACAACGCACCUGGGUCUGACUACAGCUCCCACAAUGUACCUGUGUUCACUGACAGUUCCCACAAUGCACCUGGGCCAAGCUACAGCUCCAACAAUGUACCUGUUUUUACUGACAGCUCCCUCAAUGUACCUGGGUCCGACUACAGCUCCCACAAUGCACUUGGGCCCGGUUACAGACCCCACAAUGCACCUGGGUCCGACUACAGCAUCCACAAUGCAACUUGGUCCGACUACAGACCCCACAAUGCACCUGGGUCCGACUACAGCAUCCACAAUGCAACUUGGUCCGACUACAGACCCCACAAUGCACCUCGGCCCGACUACAGCAUCCACAAUGCACCUGGGCCCGAUUACAACUCCAACAAUGCACCUGGGCCCGAUUACAACUCCAACAAUGCAUCUGGGUCUGACUACAGCUCCCACAAUGCACCUGGAUCUGACUACAGUUCCCACAAAGGACCUCUGUCUGAGCUGGACUGGCUGUACCAGAACAGCCUGAUAACUCCCAGCAUGCAACAGCCGGACUCACCUGUCAGCCUGCAACCCAGCAGAGGACUGAAGAGGAUCACGUCUGGAUCGUGUCGCUCCAAAACUCCAACGGCAGAGAUGGAGAGACACGCCUACUCAACACCUGUAUCUCUCACCACCAAGGUGGAAGACGAGACCUACAGUGUGGAGAAUUUGCGUCGCGUCACUCGCAGCCUGAGCAGCUCCGUCAUGGGAACCGUUGGCCCCGCCCACAGCCGUAACUACUCCUCCCUCCCCCGUCACCGCCCCUCCUCCCCCACCACCGACCCCUCCCACCUCCGUCACUACCGCCCUCCACCACAGCACGCCCCCCCGCCGACGUCACCGCCCCCCAGCACCCGGGGACUCCCAGGACCAGGAAGGCGGACCCAGCAGGCGGCCAUGUUUGCUCCCGGCGGGCGCGAGCGAGUAGCCGUGAGUUACGGGACUCUUCCCCGCCCUCCUCGCCGAGCUCAGGCCGCCUCCUCCUCCACCUCCUCGCUCCCCGGGGGGGUCAGAGCUCCUCCCCCGGGGGGUCUGCAGAGUCUCUACGCCACUCUGUCCCGCUCCGCUUGCCAGCGUGAAAUGCCGCCAUUGCCAGGGGCGGGACGGGGGCGGAGCCUACCCCAGCCGCUGCGCCUGGACAUGCCACCAGAGGGCGACUGGCGUAAGAGCGUCGCUCGCAUUCGCCAGACGCUCCCUCCGCUCUGCUCGUUGUGCCUUCAGCUUCCUGCCGAGCCGCCCUGCCCCUUUUGCGCGCCCUGCGCCGCCUACGUGGCACGACGGCGCGCCGCCCGGUGACCACCUCGUGAAACGUCUGUUUGGAAUGUGACACUUCCUGUGUAGCCUUUUAUUUCUCAUGUGCCUACGUCCGCGUUUCCUCGCCACUUCCUGUUUGGACCUCAACAACGCCUCCUCUUCCUGGCUGACGGAGGAGAGGCGGAGUCAAGACUCUUGGCGUAGAAGGAAUUUAAAAUAGUUUUUUUUAGAUGUUGCAGCUAAUAUUUAGCAUGUUUUCCUCCUAUAUAACUGAUGGAGAUAGAAAUAGAAACAUAGAUCUUUAACGCUUUGCUAAGCAAUUAGCAUGAAAAACGUUUCCUUUAGUCCAGUGUUUUCUCCACCGAGUAGCACCUCAGUGGCCAACUUUAAAACACGGUAGCAUAGUAAGCCAAAGUAUUCAUUAAUAACAUGACAGAGGUUUUAUUCAGCAUAUUUUUAGACGCAGCUUUCAUAUUUAAUCACGUGACUCUGGCGUACCACUAGAGGGAGCCACAGUUAGAGAAUGGCUGCUUUAAUCCAGUCUGAAGAUUUCAUUUCUUCUAUUUGUAUUGCUUAUUUUUCUACUCGUAGGAUUGACAAUAAAAAGUUUCUCGGAAGAAAAAAA
Nerophis ophidion (straightnose pipefish) is the source of this 8546-nucleotide messenger RNA. Its product is annotated as inactive ubiquitin carboxyl-terminal hydrolase 54-like. Gene Ontology annotation, molecular function: cysteine-type deubiquitinase activity. NCBI's taxonomy places the organism in Eukaryota, Metazoa, Chordata, Actinopteri, Syngnathiformes, Syngnathidae. Gene Ontology annotation, biological process: protein deubiquitination. The coding region runs from base 3506 to 7963 and encodes 1485 amino acids. The record is from RefSeq and is a predicted model, not a curated record. The transcript is spliced from 23 exons.